AUGCAGUGUUACUCUUGUUGGCAGCAAUGCCACAGCCACAGCAUAUUCAGUACAUCUACGGUGAAAACGUCGGUUCCACAUCGGUUCUUGGAGGUAGCAAUUUAUCGGCCCCGGCAGCAUGCGGUCGUGGCUCGUGCUACAAACAUCUCCGUCGGAAAAAGUAAAUCUGCAUUGCCAAUUGGGAAGCUGUACACUUAUUCAUCAUCACCGAAGCCACUGAUUGAUGCGGUUACACGCUUCAAGAUUAAUGUUAGACCCUCCCCUGAAUUUGGCCUUAUUUCUCUCCUAUUUGUCCUCUCAAUGGCUAUAGGAGCAGUUUUGAGCUUGGCCAUAAUUGCUAUUCCUGCUAUGUUUAAUCUCAGAAGAUUGGCUACUUCAAUGGACAAACUAUCUGGUUUGGUCUCAAAAGAGGUGCCAGGAACCUUGUUAUCGCUCAAACUGUCCUGCCUUGAGAUCAAAGAAUUUACACAACAACUUAGCGUUCUCAGGCGAAGGAUAUCCGGGAGUCUUCGUGCAAAGAAAGAUAAGAAGCAAUAA
Messenger RNA from Fraxinus pennsylvanica, 537 nucleotides. The record is from the annotation of a GenBank genome assembly. Lineage: Eukaryota; Viridiplantae; Streptophyta; Magnoliopsida; Lamiales; Oleaceae.